AUGCGCAAAAUCAAGUGCGAUGAGCACGAGCCGGUCUGUCUCAAUUGUCAAAAAUCCGGCCGCGAAUGUUCCGGACCUGCUACGCUUUCCAGGACUCAAUUGGAUGGGGACGCAUCUCUUGUGUCCUUUGCACCGGCGAAGAUCAGGUGGAGCGUGCCUCAAAACCGUCGUUCUCAUGCAACCAAGCCUUGGAACCAACAAAGACACUCACCGACCUUGGCGGCUCGAGCUCUAGAGUCGUCUUCCCCAGCUCUCGUGGCGUCGCCACGUUUAAGCGAAGACCAGAGCCUUUCUGGCAGACUCGUGUACGCUAUUGAGAACACAAAGGGCACCGGUUUCACCUUAGAACUGGCAGGCAAGCAUCUCGUCCAAUUACCAGCUCGUGUCGGCGAGAACCAGGCCUUGGAUUCCGCCAUUGCGUGCUUUCUGUCGGCACAUACGAAGUUACUUUGCCCUGCUCGGAUGACGGAGCAGCAUCAGCAUCAAUUGUGCAGCAAAGCACUUCGCGACAUGAAAGAAGCCGUUGUUGCAGCAAUGAUGGUCCUCGGAGACUUCGAGGUGCGUGAUAUAAAAUUACGGCAUAUCGUUCGGAUAACAGGCCUGACGGGCUGGCAGAUUGCUUGCGGUCGUGUCGAAAAUGUCCUUGGCCAUGCCAGUGGGGCGGAAGCGAUUCUUAAAGCUUGGGGAGCAGGUAGUAUUCGAUCUGCAUGGGCUCUGGAUUUGCUCGAGGUGAUGGCCUCUUUACUGAUUGCUGUAUCGUUGUCAACCGGUCAGGAAUGCUUCCUAGACAAACUGGAAUGGACGGAAGUGUUUGACAGAGCCGCUCCUCGACCAUUAAUCCCAGCCCGCGAACUGAUCAAUUUCGAAUACCUUAAAUGUUGCGCGCGAUUAGCCACCAUAACAACGAUAUUCCCGUUCGAAACAUACUACCGAAUCUCCGAGGCGAGACUCUGCGAGACUCUGUGCAACGUGUGGAAACUCUUCAUCCUCGUCUCGGCACUGAUACAACAUUAUUUCCCUGAUUAUAUCACGUCGAAACAUCGACGCGAACAAGCACAGGCCGCGAUCAAUAUCUGCAAAUGCUUCGAAUUUGUCCGACCACUAAAACCAGUCGGGGCAUUUUUCAUGCAUCUGAACCUCCCUCGGGCGGCCGUAGCGCUUCCUGGCCCUUACAGGCAGUGGGCAUUAUCAGCGUACAAGGAAAUAGUUGACUCGGGACUCGCGGUAGGAUUCGACGUUGCAGCUCCUACGAAUCUCCUUGCGCGAUGGAUGUCUGGCUGGAACGGGUCGUCAUAUCAGAAAUGGUGGCUGAGAGGGGAUGAUCAGUGGGAGUGA
Molecule: messenger RNA, 1335 nt
Organism: Cladophialophora bantiana CBS 173.52
Lineage: Eukaryota; Fungi; Ascomycota; Eurotiomycetes; Chaetothyriales; Herpotrichiellaceae
Exons: 4
Coding region: 1-1335 (444 amino acids)
Biological process (GO): regulation of DNA-templated transcription
Molecular function (GO): zinc ion binding; DNA-binding transcription factor activity, RNA polymerase II-specific
Source: RefSeq, a predicted model, not a curated record